CAAUCGGCUCUUGAUUCUGAAGAGCCUUCUGUUACCAGUUCGGAAAGACCAGUACGUCCUGCCUCCAAUUCCUUUGCAGCUAGCAGUGCCAGUGGCACAUGCAGCAAUUACACAGAUUCACCAUGCCAGCCUUGUGUUCAGCGCAAACUUCCACCCAUUUCCUCGAAGUCUCACAAUUUAACUCUGUCGUUUGCAGGAGCCAAUCGAGUUGCCCCAGAUUGUUCAUUCCACUCUCGUUCAACAAGAUAUAACCACCCCGACCCAAGUCAAAGCCGCACAUUCUUCAACCAGCUCAGCUUAUCUCCGUCUGAUCCUGCCGAUUGUGAUGGUGAUGAUGAUCUGGAGAUCGAUCCUGAUGUUGAAUUUGUUUCGAACCAAAAAAGCAUUCCUAACACUGGCAACCACAAUGUCAUGCCAGGAUCUUUCGAUGUCGAUAGUACUACGCUUCAUAAUUCGGACCGAGAUUCACCCACUAACUAUCGACUUAGUGGAGGCGCCUACGAUGCAACCGCAUGUAGCACUACUUGGUCUAAUAGCCGUGUAUCAUUUCCAAGAAAUGGCUUCCGUUUGUGGCCCUCUAUAGACGACACCAAUAUGCAAAACAAUCUUCAGCGUCAAAGUACAUUGAGCUUUCGAAAUAUUGCUUCUUCCGUUGGAUUACGCCAACACUCCAUAUUUUCUAGGGGAGCUCAUCAAUUAAUUCCAACCUCGGGAUCAACGAUCAUUCGAUCGGUUCAUCUCCCGUCUAGUUUUAAUAGGACUCACUCUACAACUGUUGCUCAAACUUCCUUAAUCUCUUCAGCUACUACUAUUUCUACACUAUCUUCCUCUAAAUCUCUGAACCAUUUAUACCCUUCUACUGAGUCGCCAGUUAAUGCUUCAUCUAUUCUAUCCUCAUCAAGAGGAUACAUAUAUAAAUUUAACAGCCCCAUAGUGAAUUCUGCAUGUCAUUCGCAGAGCUCAUUGAGUUUGUCUUCUGAAUGGAAUCAGGAACCCCUGCAGGAAGACGAGGAAGAUUCGGUUGAUCCACUUGUACAGUGUGGCUGUGUUGAAAUGGAUGAUUUAAAAUGCAGAAACUCAAUUCUCUGUACAGUACAUACAGUUGAAGAGAAGCGACGAGUUCAUAGAUCGCGAGAUCUAAGGGAUCUUAUGCGUGAAGCGAGGCAGCGCCAGCAGGCCCUUCGGUAG
Protopolystoma xenopodis is the source of this 1188-nucleotide messenger RNA. The record is from the annotation of a GenBank genome assembly. NCBI's taxonomy places the organism in Eukaryota, Metazoa, Platyhelminthes, Monogenea, Polystomatidea, Polystomatidae.